AGAGACAGAUUGAAAUGGGGAGGAGUCUCAUACACUGAGUUCAGCUUAGGACAGACUGAAGGACAAACAAGCAGGAAGGAGAAUUCGUCAGAAAAAUAAGGGGACAGUAAAGCUUUUUGAAUAUUGCCUACCUGCUGAACAAUGUCUCUGUCUCCAGCCGCCCUGGCCGCUCGGCGAGUGUUUGCUGCUGCGUCGCAUUCAGGCGAAGGAGGAGCAAAGACCUGGAGGAUACUGACCUUCAUUUUGGCCAUACCUGGCGUUGGUGUCUGCAUGGCCAACGCCUACUUGAAGAUGCAGGCACACUCGCAUGAACAACCAGAAUUUGUGCCUUAUCCUCACCUGCGUAUCCGCACUAAGAAAUUUCCCUGGGGUGAUGGAAACCACUCUCUGUUCCACAAUGCCCACACCAACCCUCUUCCAGCCGGCUAUGAGAGCUCCCAUCACUGAGAGGAUCAGUCAUAUUUCUCAACUAUGCUUCUAACUCCAGUCUGCAGAGUACUUGGCUUAAUUACACUGGCCGAGGGGCCAAACAGCAGCGCAGUGAAACAGUGCACCCAGACAGGAAUAAAAUCACUUUGUGCUGAAUUACA
Molecule: messenger RNA, 590 nt
Organism: Stegastes partitus (bicolor damselfish)
Lineage: Eukaryota; Metazoa; Chordata; Actinopteri; Pomacentridae
Gene: cox6a2
Product: cytochrome c oxidase subunit 6A2
Exons: 4
Coding region: 142-447 (101 amino acids)
Biological process (GO): mitochondrial electron transport, cytochrome c to oxygen
Cellular component (GO): mitochondrial inner membrane; respiratory chain complex IV
Molecular function (GO): enzyme regulator activity
Source: RefSeq, a predicted model, not a curated record